Molecule: messenger RNA, 477 nt
Organism: Cladocopium goreaui
Lineage: Eukaryota; Dinophyceae; Suessiales; Symbiodiniaceae
Source: the annotation of a GenBank genome assembly
AUGUGCAAUGCGGCGCGCGGUGGGGAAUUGAAUUUGGCUCCGCUUUGUAAAGAGCUGAAUUUGGAGGGUCCUGCUCUGAGAGAUUGGUGUCUUGCGGGGGGAUUUUGCCAAGCACAACUUGGAAACGGGAACUUUUCCAAGUACGACACGAUCGAUACUUGGGGUGAGCGAAUGAUUCCACGGGUCAGAAUCCACAAGACCAACCACGAUAAGAAUCACCAUAUUCCCAACAGCGAAUCUGUUUGGUUUCAAUCUCUGGGCCGGGGACUGGUGGGAGGAAAACGCAGGCGCCGAAAAACCGGAACCCUGCUGGAACCUUCCUGGAACCUUGCCGGAACCUCGCUACCUUCCUGGAACAGUGCUGCAACGUUGUUGGAAGUUUGUUGGAACCUUCUUGGAACCUUCCUGUUGGAACUGUGCUGGAACAUUCCUGGAACCUUUGUGGAACCUUCUGGAACCUUGUUGGAACUGUGUUAG